Clupea harengus (Atlantic herring) is the source of this 3366-nucleotide messenger RNA. RefSeq names its product endosomal transmembrane epsin interactor 1 (gene entrep1). The record is from RefSeq and is a predicted model, not a curated record. NCBI's taxonomy places the organism in Eukaryota, Metazoa, Chordata, Actinopteri, Clupeiformes, Clupeidae. Gene Ontology annotation, cellular component: membrane.
AGCGGUAACCUUUAAAAAUGAAAGGUUAUGGGAUGAAGGGUUGCAAUGUCUUUGAAGGUAAUGUAUUAUUUGUUACCCUACCAACUGCUUUUUCUAUUCCAAAUUAUUCUGUUGGUGGCUAUUAUCAACAAAGAGCUUUACAUUGAUAAUUUAUGUAAUGCAUAAAAGUCAAAGUGGCAAUGUGUCUCAUUUAUUUGAAACUUAAAUUCAUUCAUAAAACCUCAGAAAUGGAUAUGGUGACCAUUUAACGUCUUGCAGUGAAUGAGUGAAUGAUGUAGACUAUUUCAGGAGCGCAACAACAAAGGCGAUCUUUGCUCUGUUCAAAUCAUUAUGUAGCCUAUUCAAUCCAGUGUAAGAGGCAUUAAUCUGCAGACAGACUACAGUUCCGAUCCAGAAGGGUUUAAAUAUGCUUGACAAGUCCCAACAAGCUUUUGUCAGUCUUCUGCUUUUGCCUUUGUGCCCUUUAAAGGAAACAGGAAAUUGUGAUGGUCGUCAUUAAAUAUUUAUGGCCAAACACUUGCGUGAUGCAAAAAAACCUGUUGCUCGAGGUCAAAUAAUCAACAGAAUGUAGUGCUUACAACAAAACAAGAGAGGCAACCCUCAGGGUUAGCCAGGUAACUCGUUAAGAGAUGGAGUUAAGAUAAGAUUAAAAUUUCACACCCAUUAAUUGUCUUCCUUUUCGAAAACAAAACGGGUUGUGUGGCCUAUUCCCACGCGACCCCCACUCUCCGCCUUUUCUGUCCCUCUGCCAAAAAAUGUGAAACGCAAUCCGAGCACCCGGUUACAGAGAGGAGUUAUUUUAAAACUUAAAACUCAGCUACCUCCGAGGGAAGGAUCAUGGAAGACACAGCACAUGGACUGAGCAGAGAGAGGGAUUAAGCCUUGUUGUGCUACAUACGGCUACAGACAGUAAAAUGAGCGAACGGAUUCUAUUGAUGAUCCUCCCUUGUUUAAGGUCUAUUGUUCUGUCGCCAGUCGCGCGUCUUCAAUGUCGCUGCCAGUAGUCCUGCCAGGAUCUUGUUGUCGUGUUAGCAGGGUCUCGCUUGCCCCUCCGCUGGGGGAUCCAUCUUACAGAAGCCGCAGAGGCUGCAUUCCCACCCCUGGAUCUCGUAUGCCUGGAUCUCAGUCGCGGCUCAUUCCGGCGCUGCUACCCGGUCGCCCGCUGCUCUCACUGGGAUUGCUGCAGUUGGCUCUCGGCUGCUCCAUGGUGGCGCUCUCCUUCGGAGCUCUGUCCAUCAGCAACUCGCCUCCCGUUCGGAAUUCAUGCCCGUUCUGGGCAGGCUCAUCAGUCAUCCUCUCAGGGAUCAUAGGCCUCACAACAUGGAGACGACCAAUGCUCCUUUUGGUGAACCUGUUCAUCCUGCUGUCUGUGGUGUGUGUCCUACUCAACCUGGCUGGAUUCAUCCUAUGCUGUCAGGGAGCACAGCUGGUUUCCACCAUGACGAACUGCCAGCUGAGUGAGCUUGGUGACAUCUGCAACUGUUGCGCUGAAACUCCCAGUACAAAGUGUGAAGAAGACAAAAUGCUGAAAAUGUACCCAGGCUACUCUUGCAACACCAUGCGGGUGCUCCUUAAGAAAGUGCUGUUUGCGCUGUGCGCUCUGAAUGCGGUGACGACGGCAGUGUGCCUGGUAGCCGCAGCACUCCGAUACCUCCAGAUCUUCAGUGCCAGGCGGCCUUGCAUGGAGGAGCCACGGUCCGCCGUGGAGGAGGCGGAAGAGCAGCCACGGCCGCCUGACCCAGACGAGUUUGUGCCCCCAGCGCCACCCCCCUCCUACUUCUCCACCUUCUACUCCUACACCCCGCGGCUGGCUCGCAGAAUGUUUGGUGACAGUGUGAUCCCCCUGCCCCACAUAUAUGGUGCACGGAUCAAAGGGGUCGAGGUCUUCUGUCCUCUAGAUCCUCCUCCACCAUACGAGGCAGUUCCCGGAGUAUCCAACCCCUCCCCUGCCCAGGAGACACAGAUCCAGAUGACCGAUCUGACCGAUCUGACCGAACUGACCGAAGUGACCGAUGGACUGACUGACCAAUCAGAAGCAGCAACGUCCAUCACUGACAGCUGCCUGCAGACGGUGACCUCCUCAGCAGCGGAGGCUCCGGCAGCAACCGGGACUGGCAGGAGAACCCAGAAGCGGCAGCUCCGCAGGUCCAACAGUGACCCAGUGUUCCUGGACCUGGUUGCUAAAGUUUUGAGCUGCGAGGCGGCCACCCAAACAGACACAAGGACGGCCACUGACCAGGCCACUGUGACGCUGCGGCGGGGGAGGGUACCGCGGCGGCCCCGGCCCACCUCCAUGGUGGACUACCAGAGCUACCGGGACACCAAGCUGCUGGUGGCGCGCUUCCUGGAGCACUCGUCCUCCUGGAGCAGCCUGGAGCCCGAGGUGCAGGAGCUGGUCGACAGCAUCAAGAGCAUGCUGCGCUCCGACGAGGAGCACAUGGAGGAGGCGGUGCGCUGCGCCAGCAUCAUAGACCAGGUCAUCACAGGGUCAGAGGUCACCACCUCGCAGCCUGCCCCGGUACUCCAACCAGCUGCACUAGCGGUCACCCCGGCGCCGGAGCCCUUGGCACAGACGCUCCCGCGCAGAAAGCGUCCGGGCCUGCUGCACCUGCGCAGCUGCGGGGACCUGAGCACCUUCACCUGGGUCGAGCUGCAGCUGGGGGCGGGCACGGGCACGGGGGAGCGCAGGCACGGGUCUCGCACUGCCAGCUCGCGACUGGGCUCCCGGGCGGGGAGCUCCCGACUUGGGGAGCAUGACAGGCCGCACAGCCUGAUCGGGGUGUUCAGGGAGACCGUGCUGUGAGUGGCACCACCACCUGACACCAACCAGAUCCCAACCCAUCCAAACGCUACCCACCCCAUGGCCUAUCUUGACCUUUCACCCUCAUGACUGUUCUUGCCCCAUGCCCACAAGACAGUUUUGUACUUAAAAGACUCACAUCUGAUGAGGGCAGAUGUGUCCUCUGAGACAAUUAAGUUUUGGGAGGUUUUUGUGAAGUUUGACUAUGUGUUUUUAUUUCAUUCUGUAUUUCGUAGCUUUGGUUCAUCUUGCGUCCCUUUUCCCAAUUGAUUUAGAUUUGAAAUAAAAGGGACGUCGGAAAACAUUUGAGCUUUUGAUCUUUUCUCUUCCCUCAAUCAGACAGACAUACAGGCAUGUAACACUGGAUAACAAACAGGCACACCGUUGUUAUCUACUCAGAGCUAUGAUGUUCGUUGACCAAGUCAGUGCCUUUUUACUACUGUCUCUGUAUAGUGCCCUUGGCAUGUGCUGCCAUGUAUACCUACUGUAAGUGCAUUUUGUCACGUAUGAAGGAUUUGCUUGCCACAUCAAGAGCUCCUGUUAAUAAAGUAAGUGUCGCAAAAGAA